Messenger RNA from Alternaria metachromatica, 7647 nucleotides. Its product is annotated as Type I Iterative PKS. Gene Ontology annotation, molecular function: oxidoreductase activity; phosphopantetheine binding; 3-oxoacyl-[acyl-carrier-protein] synthase activity. The transcript is spliced from 2 exons. NCBI's taxonomy places the organism in Eukaryota, Fungi, Ascomycota, Dothideomycetes, Pleosporales, Pleosporaceae. Gene Ontology annotation, biological process: secondary metabolite biosynthetic process; fatty acid biosynthetic process. The record is from RefSeq and is a predicted model, not a curated record. Bases 1 to 7647 code for a protein of 2548 amino acids.
AUGAACCUACGCAUCCGCCACGCGCACUUCAUGGAAGAGGACCCCCGCAGUUUCGACGCCCCCUUCUUCAACAUGUCCUACGCCGAAGCCUCGGUUCUCGACCCGCAACAACGCGGCCUCCUCGAAGGCGCCUACCGCACAUUCGAAAACGCUGGAAUACCUAUGGAAACACUCUCUCGUUCUCCCACAUCAGUCUACUGCGCCUCCUUCUCGCGCGAUGGCGAAACAAUAACAGGUCGGGACUUUAGUGCACAGUCUCGGUAUCAUGCUACGGCGAACGGGUCGUCCAUGCUGAGUAACCGCAUUAGUCAUUUCUUCGAUCUCGCAGGGCCGAGUUUGACGGUCGAUACGGCGUGUUCAUCAGGGUUGUACGCGCUGCAUCUUGGUACGCAAAGUAUUCUUGCGGGAGAGAGCAAGAUGUCGCUUGUCUGCGGCGCAAACACAUUCAUCACACCAGAGAGCCAGGCACUUGCACUCAGCAACGGCGGAUUUCUGAGCGUGGAUGGAAAGAGUUAUAGUUUUGAUGCCAAGGCGAAUGGAUACGCCAGGGGCGAAGGGUUUGGCUUUGUCUUGCUGAAGCCACUGGAUGCGGCGCUGAGGGAUGGCGACGUUGUCAGGGCGGUCAUUAGGGCGACGGGUGCGAAUCAGGAUGGAAGGACGCCGAGUAUCACACAGCCGAGCCAACAGGCCCAACUGGAUUUGCUGCGGGAUACGUAUGGUGUUGCAGGGCUGGAUGUUGCUGAUACCGACUACGUUGAAGCUCAUGGGACUGGUACGCCAGUCGGUGAUCCUAUUGAGGCGGCUGCUGUGGGGCAGGCUUUCCGCGAUGGUCGAAAUGCGGACAGGCCGCUUUAUAUGGGGUCUGUGAAAGCGAACAUCGGUCAUUUGGAAGGCGCUUCGGGUAUGGCUGGCGUCAUCAAGGCCGUUCUCGCGCUGGAGAAUGCGGUGAUUCCGCCAAUUGCCAUGUUCGAGAAGCCCAAUCCUGCUAUCGAUGUAUCAGGUUUGCAGCUUGCAUUCCCCCAAGAAGCAGUCCCAUGGCCAGCAACAGACACCCGCCGGGCAUCCGUUUCCUCCUUCGGCUACGGAGGUAGUAAUGCCCACGUCAUCCUCGACGAUGCAUACAACUACCUGCGCACCCACGGUCUGGAAGGCCUGCACCAAUCUGUCUGCGAGCCCACCUCCACCAACGGCCAUACCAAUGGCUACACGAACGCCAACGGUAACGGCACUCACUCACUUAAAACCCCUUACGCUAUCAUCCCCUUCUCAGCCGCAGAUAGCGACGGCACAAAGCGCCAAGCAGCAGCCCUCCAAACUUUCCUCUCCUCGCACGAAGCUGCCUACACCGCAGACUUCCUCUCAGAUCUAACACACACGCUCUCAUCCCAUAGAUCUCUCCUCCAAUUCCGAUCUUUCGCCGUCAUCUCUUCCCUUACCGACGAUCUCACCACUAUCGUCUCACCGAGCGUCUUCAGCAGUACUUCUUCUGCUCCUGACCUCUCCUUUGUGUUUACAGGUCAAGGCGCGCAAUAUGUGCGUAUGGCCACUGGCCUGCUGCAUUAUCCCGUCUUUCGUCAGAGUCUUGGGAACUGCGAUGCCUAUCUCGCCAGUCUUGGUAGUACCUGGGCUGUGCUAGCAGAACUUGAGAAGGAUGGAGAUGCUAGUCAGGUGUCCAAGCCAGCGCUGUCGCAGCCUCUCUGUACAGCUAUCCAAGUGGCGCUCGUCGAUCUACUUCGCACAUGGGGUAUCAUCCCCCGUGCGGUGGUUGGGCAUUCGUCGGGUGAAAUUGCAGCUGCGUACUGUGCAGGUGGACUGGAUCGCGAGAGUGCAUGGCGAGUGGCCUACUUCCGCGGUGUUGUCGCCGAUAAACUGGCGUCUGACCCAGAGAGAGAGCCAACAACAAUGAUGUCUGUGGGCUUGGGCAAGGAGGCUGUCCAGACAUAUCUGAAGGCUGAGCCAACGGUGACUGUCGCAUGCGAGAACAGUCCUGUCAACGUCACGUUGUCAGGUCCCACAGUGGCUAUCUCGCGCUUAUUCGACACGCUGGAUGCUGAUGAGGUCUUCGCACGGAAACUGACUGUGAAGAUUGGGUACCAUUCCGAGGCGUUGCGCGAUGGCGCGGUGGAGUAUGAGAAUUUGCUGGCUGGAAUACGCGCACCGACGAGGGAGGGCAAAGAGCCGAGCACUGUCGCCUUCUUCUCAUCCACCGAAGGCAGCUUUAUCACUCUGGAGGGUCUUGCGAGUCCGAGCUAUUGGGUGAAGAACCUGCUCUCACCAGUACUCUUUACCGAUGCGGUAACAGCACUGGUCAGCGACAAAAAGCAAGCCCCCAAAUUCUUCGUCGAGAUCGGUCCUCAAUCUGGUCUUCGACGCCCCGUCAAAGAUAUUCUUAAGCACCUAGGCGAAGGUGAGGAUAAAUGGUCGUAUGCAGCUGUGCUCAACCCUCGUCAGCCUGACAUCCGCACCCUCCUCGAAACCAUCGGCGCCCUUUGGAGCGCUGGCCUCCCCAUCGACCUCAACUUGCCCAACCAAGCCACUCUCAAGCCUACAGCCAAGCCAAAGCGACUAACAGAUCUUCCCGCCUACCCCUUCUCCCGGGCCAAGCUCUACUGGGACGAACCCCGUCUCAGCGCCCUCUACUCCCAGCGCCCCUUCCGGCGACACGCUCUUCUCGGUCUACGCGAAAACGACUUCAACCCUGCUCAACCCACCUGGCAUCACAAGAUACGCCUCGCGGAAGCUCCUUGGAUCGUUGACCAUGCGCUCGAAGGCUCGCCGCUCUACCCCGGCACGGGUAUGCUCGUAAUGGCCAUCGAAGCUGCGCGCCAGCUGCUUCCGCCUAGCGCAGCCAUCAGCGGGUAUAGACUUGAAAACAUUCGUUUCAUGCGCUCUAUACCCGUGAACGAGACAGAAAAAGGCACCGAGGCGAAGAUCUACCUCCAACCGCGCCGGCAUACUGCCAAAGACGCAGCGCAAGGCGUGUAUGACUGGCGUGUGUUCACUCUCGGCGGCAACGAGUGGAUUGAGUGCGCAUUUGGUAGUAUUCGCGUCGAGCUUGAGGAAAGUGAGCCUUCUCCAGAGACAGCCUUGCGUAAAGCUAGAUGGGAGAAAGCUGUGGGCGAGGAGCACGCAAGCGCGGCGAAGCAAUGCACGUUGAGUGUGCAGAGCGCCCAGCUGUACGAGAAUUUGAGUAAAAAAUCUGGAUUCGACUAUGGUCCGUACUUCCAAGGCUUGCGGGACAUUAAGUACUCGCGCAACGGGUGUGCGACUGGCACUCUUGCGCUGCGAGAUUAUGCGAAGAGUAUGCCGUAUGCCGCCGAGGACCCGUGUGUGAUUCACCCCACAACGUUUGACUCAGUUUUCCACGUGGGCUUCGUCUCGCUGAGUAUGGGUGGCUGGGAGCCGAUCCCCACGCUCAUGUUCAGUAACCUCAAGGAUCUGUGGGUGUCGCACAAGCUAUUCGCGCUCCCUGGCAAUCCGCUGCUUCAUGUAGCGACGAAGGAAGUGGCUCGCACAUUCAGAGAAUUUGAGUGGGAUGCUAGCACGUUGCUUGCUGAAACGGGCGAGCCGGUCAUGGUCGCCAAGGGUGAGCGCGGAACUGUCAUCGCUGGUGCGGGCAGCAGCACACGUGACGAUGAUGGUGCAAGUCGUUUCUCGUACGGCAUUGAUUUCAAGCCCGACCUCUCACUGCUAAGCAAAGCUGAGACAGAGACAUACUUGAAGGCGCUCUUCGCGCGCGACCCGCAGUUCUCUCCCGACCCCAAGGACGCUGAGGCUGUCGACCGCGCGGACGCCAUUGCGUUGUUUUUCAUCGAGCAAGCGCUGGACAAGAUCGACAACGGCGAGCCGGUGACAUUUGACAACCACUUGACUAAGUACGUGGACUUCCUGCGCAAGGUCCGUGCAAAUAGGGAGAAGUACACAUUGGCGUCGCGGGGACUGGAGCACUUGAGCAUCGAGGAUGUCUUGCGUGAGGCGGACGACGAGCCGACGCAGAAGCUUGUGAAGAAGGCUGGUGAACAUCUCUAUGGGAUACUGACAGGAACGGACAAUGCGUUGCAGAUUAUCUUUGAAGGCAAUCUGGCUAACGGUAAGUUCAAUAACACAUACUGUGGAGAUGGAAACAAAAAGACUGACACGGGGACAGAUUUCUACCACUGCGACUUCUACUCGCGUCACUACCGCAAGGCUGGCGCCUAUAUGAACAUCCUUGCACACGCGAAUCCUCAACUCAGGAUCUGCGAGGUUGGCUCAGGGACUGGUAGUGCUACCUCCAAAGUGCUACCGUUUCUGGUAGAUGAUGAAGGUCUUCAGGCUGAUCAGUUGGUGCGAUUCAGCGAAUACGCCUACACCGACAUCUCAGUCGGCUUCUUUGAGAAGGCUCGCGAGAAGUUCGCAUUCGCAGAGAAGCAUAUGCGCUUCGCCAAACUCGACCUAGAGAUCGAUCCUUCGCUCCAAGGCUUCAAGCUAGGCGGCUACGACGUGAUCAUGGCCUGCAACGUAAUUCACACCACGUCGGAUCUCAUGAAGUGUCUCCGCGAUCUCUACGCUCUCUUGCGCCCUGGCGGAAAACUCAUCAUGAUGGAGACUACAGUCGACAACAUCCGCGACGGCAUCAUCUUCGGCUUGCUUCCAGGGUGGUGGAUGCGCGAGGGCCAUUGGUGGGAAGGCGAGGAUGUUGACGCCGUACCCGGAGAAGACGAGGCUUUGGGACCAAUUUUGACCGAAGAAGGAUGGGAUGCUGCGCUGAAGACCGCGGGCUUCUCAGGUGUCGACAUGGUGUUUAGGGACAACGAGUACAAACCUCGGCACCGUGUCUCAACGCUCGUCGCAACGAGGCCAGAGGAAGCUGAGGUUCAAGCUGCGCUUGAAAGGUGGGUCAUCAUCGCGGAUGCUGCGCAGGCUACUUCUGCCGAUACGCUGAUGGCGAGGCUCACUACAUUGCCGUGGAUUGGCAAGACCGAGACACACACUCUCGAAGGUCUCAUUGCCGCUGAAUUGGAUUUGAGCAGCACCAAAGUCAUCAGCUUGCUCGAGCUCGACACUUCCAUUCUCGGCACCAUCGCAGAACCCGAGUUCGAAGCCCUCAAAAAGAUCAGCUUGAACGCCAAGACAGUCCUCUGGCUGACACGCGGCGGCAGUCCUGGUGCUGGGAACCCCGCCGCUGAGAUGGCAGUCGGUUUCUCGAGAAGUAUUUGCUCUGAGCGGGGUGAUCAGGCCUUCGUCACCUUGAGUUUGGAGACCAAUGACCCAGCUGAGGGAGCGAGCCAUGUGGUCCGUCUCCUGGAGCACUUCCACAAGAUAGGAGACAAGAGCGCAGACGCCGAUUCCGAGUUUGCAGUGCAUAACGGCCUCAUCAACAUUCCGCGAAUCGUCCCACAGAAGAGCGUUAAUCAAACCCUUGCCGCGCGCGCCAAACUUCCCGACAAAGUCAGCUUCACACUUGGCCAAGCAUCCCCGAAACCGCGCAUCAACUUGACCAUCCAACAGCCUGGUUUGCUCGACACCCUAUACUACACCGAGACCAUCCCUUCCAGCACAGAGCUGCACCCCGGUGAAGUUGAAAUCGAAGUAGCAGCCGCUUCCCUCAACUUCCGCGAUGUAAUGAUAUCCCUGGGUCAAGUGCCAGGUGAUGGUCUCGGCCUCGAAGGCUCUGGCACCGUCAUCCGCGCUGGACCAGACUGCACGUUGCAGCCUGGGGACCGCGUCAUGUACUUCAUCUUCUCGACGGGUGGCUGCUGUGGAACCUACGUACGCUGCGACGAGGCAUCGACGCGUAGGAUCCCACGCGAAGACAUCUCGUUCUUGGAUGCGGCUGCCAUUCCUGCUGUAUGGGCUACGGUUGUGUAUGCUUUCGACUAUGUAGGCCGGCUGCGCAAGGGCGAGAGUGUAUUGAUCCACGCUGGAGCUGGUGCUGUGGGGCAGGCUGCUAUACAGCUCGCGCAGCUGCGUGGGGCGGAGGUGUUCGUCACGGUUGGAAGCGAGUGGAAGCGCCAGCUGGUCAGGGAGCUUUACGGCCUCGCGGACGACCACAUCUUCCACAGCAGAGAGGCGAGCUUCGUCGACGAUGUGUUCCAUGCCACGGCCAACCGCGGUGUUGACGUCGUCCUGAACUCUCUAGGAGGCGAACUUCUCCAACACUCAUGGCACUGCACAGCGCCCUUCGGUCGCUUCAUCGACAUUGGCAAAGCCGAUAUCCUCGCCAACAACACGCUUGAGAUGGGUCACUUCCUGCGCAAUGUCACAUUCGCGGCCGUGGACGUCGCGGGUAUGUACGCCGAGAACAAGCCCCUGAUGCAACUCGUGCUCGACGACGUCUUUAGUCUGUUCGCGGCGAAUCCUGGGCUCCACAAUCCCAAGCCGCUGCAUGCAUUUGCGCCGAGUAAGAUUGAGGAAGCGAUGCGCGCGCUGCAGGGCGGUAAAAUUGCAGGGAAGGCCGUCAUCGAUUUCGAAAAGUCGGGAGAUGUGGUCGUGUAUCAGCCCGCGCAGAAGCCGGCGUACGCAUUUGAGGAGCAGGCUACAUAUGUCAUUAGCGGUGGUUUGGGGGGUUUGGGGCGCGAGAUCAUGCGCUGGAUGGCGUCCCGCGGCGCACGGCAUUUCCUCGUCACCUCGUCGCGAGGCGUAGCUGGGCGCGCCGAUGUGAUCGCCUUCAUCAAGGAGAUGGAGGCCCAAGGCGUCGUAGUACACGCGCCGGCGUCGGAUAUCUCCAACCGCGCGGUCCUCAAGAGCACCCUCGAGGAGGCUAGCAAAGCGCUGCCGCCGAUCAAGGGCUGCAUCCAGGCAGCGAUGGUGUUGUCGGACAACAUGCUCUCCAACAUGACCGUCUCGCAAUUCCACCGCGCCCUGGCGCCCAAGUAUCAAGGCUCGUGGAACCUUCACGAACUCCUGCCCAAGGAUCUGGACUUUAUGGUCUUCCUCUCCUCCAUGAGCGGCAUCAUCGGCAACCCCGCGCAAGCCAACUAUGCAGCCGGCAACACUUUCGAAGACGCGCUCGCGCGGCACCGUACCGCCAGUGGGCUGAAGGGCGUUUCGUUCGAUCUCGGCUUGGUCUUAGAGGCUGGGUGGGCGAGCGACAACUUUGAGGACGUGACGAAGAGUCUGCGCGCUGGGCUGGGUGGGCUGACGCAGAAGCAGCUAAUGGCGAUCUUGGAUGUCUUGUGUGAUCCCGGUUACGAUUGCGCCGGCGGCGCAGCGCAGGUGGUGAACAUCCAUGAUAAGCCUUCGAAGCUGUAUCGGAUGUUCCAGGACGGCGUUUUGCACUGGGUGGGCAAGCCGCUGUUCAAGAACCUCCUUCGUCUGGGUCAGGUCGAGCUGGUCAAUGGCACCGGGGCUGGCGGCGAAGGCGAGGCGGCAGCCGUCGACUAUCUCGCUCUCAUCAAGGCGGCCGCUGAUGCGAAGGAGGCUGCGCAGAUUGUAACGUCGGCGUUACUUGGAAAGCUGAGCAAAUCGCUGUCGAUACCGGCGGAGAAUCUCGACGUAGGCAAGCCAGCCUAUGUGCUUGGUGUUGACUCGCUCAUUGCGGUUGAGCUGCGGUACUGGUUCCUUAAGCAAUUCGGCGUUGAGGUUCCUGUCUUCGUCAUCUUGAAGAAACAGCCGGCCGUUGAGCUGUGCCAGCAUGUAGCGGAUCAGGUCAUUGCAUCUAAAUGA